AGUAUAGUAUUUUAUGCUAAUACAACACUCACCCAUCAUCCAUCUAGUCUUGAUUAAUAGACUUGGUGUCCUUGAGCAACACUAGACACUUGUUUUAUGAUCAAUAAACCAAAAGCACGGAUGUAUCGGUGUAAUCUGGGCUACCCCGCUUCCCUCCCUUGAUCUCAUUAGAUCGCACACUUGCUCGGAUUAUGUUUGUGUAGGGGAUUAUUGGACAGGAACAGCAGACAUGACUUUGGACGUGCUUUCUGCAUGCGGUUUCACGAGUUUCCACUCGAGUACUCAUCACGGCACACUGAUUUACCUCAGCCUCGAAUACCCUGACCUGUUUCCUCACACCUGACGGUCUUGGGCAUCAUGGCAGACAUUCCCCAGCUGAUUAAAAUCGGCGUUUCGCUGAAAACCACCCCGAAUAACGGACCCGUGUUCUUCAAAUCGGACGGGACGAGAUUCGGUCAGAGCAGAACCAUCAAAUUACUGACGGGAACGAAAUACAAGGUCGACGUGGUCGUUAAACCGGGAGCAGUCGAGGCGACAUCCAUGACCGUCGGUGGCGUGACGUUCCCAUUGGAGCAACAGUCGAAAGACCCUCAGUCUGUAGUGUACACUGGGAUGUAUGACACCGAGGGAGUAACACACACCAAAAGUGGAGAAAGGCAACCUGUUCAAGUCAACAUACAGUUCACUCGGGCUGGUCUUUUCGAGACCGUCUGGCAGGUCAAGUUCUACAACUACAAUAAGAGGGACCAUUGCCAAUGGGGGAACAGCUUCAACAGCAUCGAGUACGAGUGCAAGCCCAACGACACGCGCACACUCAUGUGGAUCAACAAAGAGCUGUUUCUGUGAAAGUGUGUGUGUGAAGACAAUCUUACGAAGAGCUUGAAACUUCACCACUGUCCUAGAAACAAGAUUGAGCGGAUAGCCUUUCCUAAGGACGUAUUAAAGUAGCGAUUGUGAUUAAGUAAACGUUUUAUUAGAUUUGUCUGCUGGAGAAUCAGAUCACUGUAUUUGUCUGUUGUAGUGUUUGUCUUUUUUUGCUGUUCCUUCCAGUCGUCUACCUCUGAAGAACCUCGUAAGGAUGAAGUUUACUUUUAUAAACGAGUUUACAGAUUUUAUAUAGAUUUUAUGAUAUAAUUGUUAUUAUACCGUUUGUUAAUGUAGCAUUUUCAUAGUAAAUUUUACUUAUAUGAAUAUACCUUCUGUAGUAUGUAUUUUUAUGAGUAUUUUGUCACGGUGCAUUGUGAUAUAUGUGCAAUAAUUGUUAGUGGAUGUAUUUUUCCAUAUUUUUGCAAUUUUCAAAACGGCAAUAUUCUAUCAAAUAAAAAACAAAAAUGCAAUGUGAUAUAACAAUAUAUUAUAUAAUCGAGUGGUCUUGAACUUUAUACUGACACUCAUUCCUGUGUAUUUUAUAGUGGACUUCACAGUGCAGUGGCUGAUUUAGCUCAGAAUGUCCUCCCUGUUAAAUCAGACAAACCUAGUGAUUGUGAAAUGAAUUCAUACUUAAAGUUGAAGUAUUGCAUUUAAAGUACUUUGGUAAUGUUUUAUAUAUUGUUUCCCAUUUAAAUCCAGUUCAUAUUAAAGUAAUAAUGUAAUUAUUUUGCCCACCCUGGUAUUAUUUUGUACAUUCUGUUAUUAUUUUGCCCACCCUGUAAUUAUUUUGUACAUUUAUUAUUUUGCCCACCCUGUUAUUAUUUUGUCCACAGUUAUUAUUUUGCCAACCCUGUAAUUAUUUUGUCCACCUUGUUAUUAUUUUACCUACCCUGUUAUUAUUUUGCCAACCCUGUUAUUAUUUUGCCAACCCUGUUAUUAUUUUGCCCACCCUGUAAUUAUUUUGUCCACAGUUAUUAUUUUGUCCACUCUGUUAUUAUUUUGCCAAACUGUUAUUAUUUUGUCCACAAUUAUUAUUUUGCCCACCCUGUUAUUAUUUUGUCCACUCUGUUAUUAUUUUGCCC
Messenger RNA from Pimephales promelas (fathead minnow), 1952 nucleotides. It is a transcript of the gene cnrip1b, whose product is annotated as cannabinoid receptor interacting protein 1b. The record is from RefSeq and is a predicted model, not a curated record. Gene Ontology annotation, biological process: negative regulation of signaling receptor activity. Gene Ontology annotation, molecular function: type 1 cannabinoid receptor binding. NCBI's taxonomy places the organism in Eukaryota, Metazoa, Chordata, Actinopteri, Cypriniformes, Leuciscidae. Gene Ontology annotation, cellular component: plasma membrane.